Molecule: messenger RNA, 609 nt
Organism: Penicillium longicatenatum
Lineage: Eukaryota; Fungi; Ascomycota; Eurotiomycetes; Eurotiales; Aspergillaceae
Exons: 2
Coding region: 1-609 (202 amino acids)
Source: RefSeq, a predicted model, not a curated record
AUGACCUUCCGUGAAAGAGUCAAGCGGGUGUUCCACCGUUCGUCCAACAGCGGUCAACUGAAUGGAAAACCCAAGAUUGAAUAUUAUCGUCGGAGUGAGGUUCCUCCCUCCAAGUUUCGAGGCCCAUUCGAUAAGGAACACCAAAAACGCCUAGCGGCUUGGUCCUUUGACGGUGCCAUGGUGGAACGCCCCCGUUCGCUCGACUUGCCUAUUUCCCCGGGUGCCAUAUAUGAUAUCUGCCCAUUUGACUCCGACGAUACUGGCGAUAUUUCUCCCGAUGAUGAUGGAGUCGCGAUCGAUCCAGCACCUUCCCACUCUCCCGUGUCCCCCAUCUCGACAGACUCGCCCCGCCCCGUCCACACGGGCUCCCAAUCGUCGACCAUUGUCAACUCAGACAGCUACAACGGCUCCAUGAUGACACUGCUUCCGGAAAUUUCUGUCUACGAAAUUCCAGAGGACCCCAUCGCCCAGUUCAAGGAGUCCAUCCGGUACUGCUCGCCUAUUGUGCGCGCCAUGUCUCCCGCCCCCAAGUCGCCUCGGGGCAAACAAAUGCCCUUUGCACCGGAGGACCUCACCCGCGCCCUGGCUGCCGUGCAGAUCUGCGCGUAA